UGUGUGUGUGAGUGGCAGUAUGAGAUGGCGUCCCUCAGUUCUUCGUUCGUGCAGAUCCGCUUCAAUGACAUCAGCUUCCACGAGAACUGCGGCGGGGGCAGCUUCGGGAGUGUGUACCGCGCCCACUGGGUCUCCCAGGACAAGGAGGUGGCCGUCAAGAAACUCCUGAAGAUCGAAAAGGAGGCAGAGAUUCUCAGCGUUCUGAGUCACAAGAACAUCAUCCAGUUUUACGGCGCCAUCCUGGAGGCCCCCAACUAUGGCAUCGUCACAGAGUACGCCAGCGGAGGCUCUCUCUAUGAGUAUUUGUCCAGCGUAGAGAGCGAGGAGAUGAACAUGGGGCAGGUCAUGACCUGGGCAGUGGACAUCGCUAAAGGAAUGCAUUACUUACAUUCAGAGGCUCCAGUUAAAGUCAUUCACAGAGACUUGAAGUCACGGAACGUGGUGCUGACGGCAGACAAGCUGUUAAAGAUCUGUGACUUCGGGGCGUCUAAGUUCCAGUCCCACACCACACACAUGACCCUGGUGGGCACGUUCCCCUGGAUGGCACCGGAGGUCAUCCAGAGUCUGCCCGUGUCUGAGACCUGUGACACGUACUCAUACGGCGUGGUCUUGUGGGAGAUGCUCACCAGAGAAGUCCCUUUCAAAGGGUUCGAGGGCCUGCAGGUAGCCUGGCUAGUGGUGGAAAAACACGAGGUAGGAAACUACAACUCCCACAAUCCCCCUGUGUGUGAGAUCGAUGCCACUCUGGAGCGUCUGAAGAUGCUGGAGAGGGAGCUGAGCACCAAAGAACAGGAGCUGGAGAAGAGGGAGCAGAGGCUCCGAGAGUGGGAGCAACAACUCAUGGAGCGAUCCUCCAGAGCGCCCGUCAGCACCAAGUUCUCCUCCCCGGUGAUGGGCACCCUGAGUGCGGAGUCCUUCUUCGAGUCGCACUGUGAGGAGAGCAACAGCUCCGAGGUCAGCUGCCAGAUCUCGUCCACCUCCUCCACCUCCUGCAGUAACGGCGAGCUGGGGGGCGUAGUAGGGGGCGCCGGCGGCGGGGGGGGGGGGCUGCAGGCGCUGGUGCUGUCGGGGUUCCGGGACGUGUUCGGGGACAUGGACGGGCCCGCUGGGGCGGGGGAGUCGGUGCGCUCCUCGGGGUUCCGGGACGUGUUCGGGGACAUGGACGGGCCCGCGGGGGGGGGGGAGUCGAGUGUGCGCUCCUCCGGGAUGCAGGUCAGCAUGCAGGCCAAGCAGAACUCGUCCAAGUCCCACAGCGUCCGCCAGGGGCGCAAACUCAACAUGGCCAUCAACAUGGACGACUUUGGCUGGUCCAACGAUGACGACGACGACGAGAGCGAUUAGGUGUGGCGUGCAGGAGGAGGAGGAAGAGGAGGAAGAGGAGGGAGGAACUGGGAGGGUGUAGGCAGUAGAGGGGGGGGGUGGGGGGGGGAUGUUGGGUUCUGAUCCGUUGUUGGUGUUCUGAAGUGCCUCAGCAGGACCUCUGAUGUCACUGCAGCUUCCUGUGUGCGUCUGCAGCUUUGCUGGACCCACCCCCAUGCCACUCAUUCUGCCUGCCAAUCAAAAGCCCCAGCCAAUCAGGUAGCUCUGCCACAGGUUACAGCUGUCCUGCCAUUGGACGCCCCCCCCCCCCCGCUGCUCUGUGUGUGUGAGACCCCUCCUCCACGAGGUGCUCAUGGGCUGAAAUCUCUCCCAGAAUGCAGUUCACUCCAUAGUAGAUCUGGUGCGGUUCUGACCCAAACCACCUCUAGAGGGCGCUGUGCUGUGUGUGUGUGUGUAUGUGUGAGUGUGUGUGCGUGUGUGUGAGGGUGUGUGUGUGUGAGGGUGUGU
Molecule: messenger RNA, 1827 nt
Organism: Clupea harengus (Atlantic herring)
Lineage: Eukaryota; Metazoa; Chordata; Actinopteri; Clupeiformes; Clupeidae
Product: mitogen-activated protein kinase kinase kinase 20
Exons: 9
Coding region: 25-1341 (438 amino acids)
Biological process (GO): protein phosphorylation
Cellular component (GO): cytoplasm
Molecular function (GO): MAP kinase kinase kinase activity; ATP binding
Source: RefSeq, a predicted model, not a curated record